Perkinsus marinus ATCC 50983 is the source of this 531-nucleotide messenger RNA. Its product is annotated as phenylalanyl-tRNA synthetase alpha chain, putative. Gene Ontology annotation, biological process: phenylalanyl-tRNA aminoacylation. Bases 1 to 531 code for a protein of 176 amino acids. Gene Ontology annotation, cellular component: cytoplasm; cytosol; phenylalanine-tRNA ligase complex. NCBI's taxonomy places the organism in Eukaryota, Perkinsozoa, Perkinsida, Perkinsidae. The record is from RefSeq and is a predicted model, not a curated record. Gene Ontology annotation, molecular function: phenylalanine-tRNA ligase activity; ATP binding; tRNA binding. The transcript has 4 exons.
AUGGGACAGGACUAUAUCCGUACUGGUGUCUUCAAGCCAAAGAAGUGUUUCUCUAUUGAUCGUGUUUUUCGUAAUGAGACUCUCGAUGCGACGCAUCUCGCUGAGUUCCACCAAGUGGAAGGUUUCGUAGCAGACCGUAAUCUCACUCUCGGCAAUUUGAUCGGAGUCAUCCGGGAGUUCUUCCGGCGUAUGGGCCUCACUGAUCUCCGCUUCAAGCCAGCAUAUAAUCCUUACACUGAGCCCAGCAUGGAAAUAUUUGCCUUCCACCCAAUGCUGGACAAGUGGGUGGAAAUAGGCAAUUCUGGUAUCUUCCGACCGGAGAUGGUCCGACCUAUGGGCAUCCCUGAGGAUGUAUCGGUGAUCGCUUGGGGUCUUUCGGUCGAACGGCCCACCAUGAUCCAAUACGGUAUUGGUAACAUUCGAGAGCUCUUCGGUCACAAGAUGGACGUGACGAGUCUAAAGAAGAACCCUGUGUGUUGGCUGUAUCCUGGGGAAGAGGCACCAGCUGUUGCGGAGGAGAGGGAGCUUUAA